This is a messenger RNA of Cheilinus undulatus (humphead wrasse), 1534 nucleotides long. RefSeq names its product nitrilase 1 (gene nit1). The transcript is spliced from 6 exons. The record is from RefSeq and is a predicted model, not a curated record. Lineage: Eukaryota; Metazoa; Chordata; Actinopteri; Labriformes; Labridae. Gene Ontology annotation, molecular function: hydrolase activity, acting on carbon-nitrogen (but not peptide) bonds, in linear amides. Bases 112 to 1050 code for a protein of 312 amino acids.
GGACAUACGGCUGAGCCUGUCUACUGUACUGAGAUCACAGAGCUAAAUUCGAUGUGCUACUAAUAUGGACUAAACAGGGGUGGUGACGCAGUCUCCAGGUCAUUCGGACCAAUGUUCACAGUCAGGUGCAUUGUGGGAACAUCUGCAAAGUAUCUGAGACAAGGGAUCAAGCUGCAGAACAGGAUGUCGACUUCACCUCACCCUGUGGCUGCAGUUUGUCAGGUAACAGCCACACCAGACAAACAGGCCAACUUCGCCUCCUGCAAACAGCUGGUGGAGGAGGCCAAGGCUGGAGGGGCCAGUAUGGUGUUCCUGCCUGAGGGCUUUGAUUAUAUAGGAUCCAGUCGAGAGGAGACACUGACUCUGUCUGAGAGCCUGACAGGAGACACGAUUUCACAAUACGCUCAGCUGGCCAGGAAGUUGGAAGUUUGGCUGUCCCUGGGAGGAUUUCAUGAGCGAGGACAUGACUGGGAAUCUGAUCGUAGAAUUUACAACAGUCACAUUAUUAUUAAUAAUAAAGGUGACAUUGUUUCAGUCUACAGAAAGUCCCAUUUGUUUGAUGUGGAGCUGCCAGAGAAAGGUGUGUCUCUGAAAGAAAGUGCCUUCACCAUCCCAGGACCUUCACUUGUAUCUCCAGUCCAAACUCCUAUUGGCAAGGUUGGCCUUGGCAUCUGUUAUGAUCUGAGAUUUCCUGAGUUGUCUGUGGCUCUGCAAAGACAUGGGGCUGAGAUUCUAACUUACCCAUCAGCCUUCACUGUGGCUACAGGAACAGCUCACUGGGAGGUGUUACUGCGUGCACGUGCCAUUGAGACACAGUGUUUCGUCUUAGCGGCGGCACAAGUUGGCCAGCAUCACGAGAAGCGCUCCUCAUAUGGACAUGCGUUGGCAGUGGACCCCUGGGGGGAGGUACUGGCUGACUGUGGGGGGGGGGAACCUGGCAUGGUUCUGGUAGAGAUCGACCAGGAGAAGGUGAACAGAACAAGGAGGAACAUGCCAGUCCAGCAGCACCAGAGAGACACAAAUUUUUAUCAGAGACUGGAGGAGACAUGAAGGAAUGAGGAGAGCAAAGUACAAACUUGAAACACUGAAGACAACAUACUACACAGAAUGUAUUUCACAAAGAGAUACUAAGAUGCUUUCUCUUUAUCUGUUGUUUAUGUUUCUACAGUGCUGCUCCAUGAGCACAUGAAGUUGUUUAAUCGAUGAGUGAUUUAGAAACAAUUGUAUUUUCAGCUUGUUACAUAAAAGUAGUGUUUGGAGUUGAUUGUUUUAGCUAAGGCUGAAAUCAUUUUUCUCAAUCUUUCUGGCACAGUCCAAACAAGAAAAAAACAAAUCAGAAUGCCUUUAAAUGCUGUUACUCAACCUGGUCAGUAGAUGGUGCUGUGGGGCUGUAACAACAUGAGGUUCAAAAGGAAAACGCUGGUAAACAUUCCUGUUUAAGUUGUUAGGAGUGAUAUACAGAGAUCCUUUGUUCUGAAUGCAUUUGUACAAAUGCUCCUGUAAGUUUUCUGUAGUGUUAGAGUACAUUAAAAAA